Molecule: messenger RNA, 3484 nt
Organism: Protopterus annectens (West African lungfish)
Lineage: Eukaryota; Metazoa; Chordata; Ceratodontiformes; Protopteridae
Gene: SACM1L
Product: SAC1 like phosphatidylinositide phosphatase
Exons: 19
Coding region: 1-1683 (560 amino acids)
Biological process (GO): phosphatidylinositol dephosphorylation
Cellular component (GO): endoplasmic reticulum
Molecular function (GO): phosphatidylinositol-4-phosphate phosphatase activity
Source: RefSeq, a predicted model, not a curated record
AUGAGGCAAAAAUCUAGACAUUAUGCAAAAAUACAGACAGUUGAGAAAGCAAAGAAGGACAUCCCUGCCUCUGCUGUUACAACAGAUAUAUAUGGUAUUAUAGGAACAGUUCGUCUAGUGGCAGGAAUGUAUCUUAUUGUAAUUACAAAAAAGAAAAAAGUAGGGGAUCUGUUUGGCCAUGCAAUUUGGAAGGCGACAGACGUCGAUCUCAUUUCAUAUAAGAAGACUAUGCUGCAUUUAACAGACAUUCAGAUGCAAGACAACAAAACCUUGUUAUCAAUGAUCAAUAAUGUCUUAAGUACAGAUGGAUUUUAUUUCUCACCAACAUAUGAUCUAACACAUACUUUGCAGCGCUUAGCUAACACUAGCCCAGAAUUUCAGGAAAUGAGCUUACUGGAAAGGGCUGAUCAACGGUUUGUGUGGAAUGGAUAUUUUUUAAGAGAAUUUUCUGCUCAGCCAGAGCUUCAUAGGUUUGCCUGUCCUGUUGUUCAUGGAUUUAUUGUGGUGCAUUCCUGUUCUGUGAACGGAAAAUACUUUAAUUGGAUUCUUAUUUCUAGGAGAAGUUGCUUCAGAGCUGGUGUACGCUACUACAUACGAGGCAUUGAUUCAGAAGGACAUGCAGCAAAUUUUGUUGAGACAGAACAAAUAGUCCAAUACAGUGGAAGCAAAGCAUCAUUUGUCCAGACUCGUGGAUCUAUUCCUUUCUUCUGGUCACAGAGACCAAAUCUCAGGUAUAAGCCAAAGCCACAGAUCAGCAAAACUGUGAACCAUAUGGAUGGCUUCCAGAGGCAUUUCGAUUCCCAGAUUAUAAGCUAUGGAAAACAAGUGGUGCUAAACUUGGUUAACCAAAAGGGCUCUGAGAAACCGUUGGAGCAGGCAUUCUCCAAAAUGGUGUCAUCAAUGAACAAUGGAAUGGUUAGGUACAUAGCAUUUGAUUUCCACAAGGAAUGCAGUCACAUGAGGUGGGAUCGGCUACAGAUUCUAGUAGAUCAAGUGGCACCACUACAAGAUGAAUUUGGUUAUUUCCUUGUGGAUGCAGAUGGUACUGUGCUGUCCCAGCAGGAAGGAACUUUCAGGAGUAAUUGUAUGGACUGUCUGGACCGAACAAAUGUAAUUCAGAGCUUAUUGGCUCGACGUUCACUCCAAGCUCAGUUGCAAAGGAUGGGCGUCCUUCAUGUUGGGCAGAAGAUUGAAGAACAGGAAAAGUUUGAAAAAAUUUACAAAAAUUCAUGGGCUGAUAAUGCUGAUGCAUGUGCCAAACAGUAUGCUGGGACUGGAGCCCUGAAGACAGACUAUACAAGGACAGGAAAGCGGACUUGGUGGGGGCUGCUCAUGGAUGGGUGGAAUUCAUUAAUUCGGUAUUACAGAAACAACUUUUCAGACGGAUUUAGACAAGAUUCAAUUGAUUUAUUUCUUGGCAAUUAUGCUGUAGAGGAAGGUGACAGCACAUCUUCACUCCAUGUUCAGAAGGACUGGAAAUUCUUAGCGCUACCAAUCAUCAUGGUCGUUGCUUUUUCUAUGUGUAUUAUCUGUUUACUCAUGGCAGGUGAAACCUGGACUGAAACACUGGCCUAUGUACUUUUUUGGGGAACGGCAAGCAUUGGAACAGGCUUCAUUAUUCUUUACAAUGGCAAGGACUUUGUUGAUUCACCUAAACUGGUUCAGAAAGAGAAGAUGGACUGAAUUUGUGUGUGUGGAAAGCAGCUCAGCAGUCAAGACUCUGCAGUGCAGAGUCUGAGUCUCUACUGACCUGCUUCCCACACCAAACUGAAAUCUUUAUUACUAGAACUAUAUGUUUUUCCAGGAUUUUGACAGUGGUGGUCUACAGUCUGUGAUAGACCCUUGAGUUUUCAUACUGCACAUGGCCAUUGCAUUGUUUGAUGUUUCCAAUGAUUUCUGUCCCCACUGGCAUUCCAAGAUACAGGUAACCCAUAGUCUCAUCCUGCAGAAGUGCUGAACAGCAGUCAGGGUUUGUCACCAUGUGGUACUGUUUGAAAAAUACAAGAGCGUUUAUAACCGACAAGACUACAGUAGAGUAAUUGGCUAUUUGUCUUAAUUUUGAAAGUAAAGUUACUCUGAUCGAUUACCAAAAAAAAAAUCUGUAGUCCCUCUGGAGAGUUUUUCUCUAAUGAUUCUAGUUUAGUAACAAAUUUGCUGUUCUGUCAGUUGAGUCUUUGUGAAUGAUUAUAAAAUGGAUUUUAUAAAAUAUAUCAAUGUCAGAGUGGAUUACUUGUAAGUAAUAUCUUCAGUUAUUUGAAGGUUUCAUUUUGGUUUGCAGCACAGAGAUUGUGGGAUGAUGUUUUUUCCAAACUGUAGACAGCUGAUCGUUUUCAUUUCACUUGAGAAAAAUUAACGGUGGUCCAAGAAAGAAAACUGAUAUUUCUAAACUUUGUUCUGUGUUCUUCCAGUUGAGCUUAAGGUCCAAAGCAUUAGUGUUGAAGAACUCAACAUGUUGCACAUGCACAUACAUAUUCAGUGAGGUUCUCCCUAAUGCUUACUUUAGUGUUACUUAGAAAAGCUGUGGUUGUGAAACGUUUAAAAUUUUCAGCUGUUUUGUGACAAAAAGAGAUAAUCCAUUUUUGUACACACCAGAAGCACUGGCUAUAUUCUGUUUUGAUUCAUUCAUUCAUUUUUCUUAACAUUGAUUCAUUACAUUAUUUGUUAGUCAAACGUCACCACAUAAAUGUUAUCUGUAAAAGAAUGUAAGACCAACUUUUUUGCUCCUUGUUUGCACAACCAUUUUUUGUGUGAAUUGAGCAGGAAUAUAUUUUAAUACUUCAUGUCAGCAGAUUUCUGUUAUAUUAUUUUUAAAUAUAUUGUAAUAUAGAGUUCAACAAAACAUUAAUGGCUAUUGUAGCCAUUAAAUAUUAAUUUAAAGUUUUAAAAUGUUUUGCUAUCCACAGAAUUUCAUGCAGGUGGGUUUUAACACAUGAGAAAAUAUACUCAGGCAUUGGUAGAUGAUAAAUUGGUUAGUUUGUCAUUCUAAUACCUCUUGCUGUACAUUUAAUGAAAAAUAUUACCAAAAAUGUGCUGUGUAGCCCCAGAUACCCAAUAACAUAAAUUCUGCAAGCUUAGUGACUAAGAUUGUGUUUUGACCUAGGAAAUCUUGAUUUUUUUUUCUCAUGAAUGUUUUACAAGCUCACUCAAUUUUGACCAUUGAAAGGGUUGUUUUGGUGGACAAUUUUCUCACAGCUAUAGUAAUAUAUUGCAUUGUUUAGAACUUAUUUUCACCAAAUAUUCACAACAUUGUAAAGUGCUGCUGCAGAUAAAGGCUUUAUCUGUAAUUGUUACAGCAAUGAAAUGAGACCAAAUUUAAACAACUCUGAAGUAGAUUACAGCGAAAUGUAUUCUUGUUAAACUGCUGUUCAAGGAACUGAAAAUUCUGUUGGACGUAGCGGUUAGCAUUUCUUUUAAAGGAAUGCACUUAUACAUAUAUACAUAUAUAUAUAUAUAAAAUAAAGCUGUAUUUACUUUUCUGACAACA